AUGGCCUCUAUAGCACGUACUGCUCGUUCUGCUGCCCGGGCGAGUUCGAUCUGCACUACUUGUCGCACAAUAAGACCACAGCCACGGAGGAUCAAUGUGCUUGGAUCAUUGCAGACGAGCUCAAGCUCGCGGCAGCUGUCAACAAGCUCUCAGCGUCCAGCAGAACCAUACAUGCCAGAUGAUGUCGAUACCGCCUCGCUUCAUCCUACGCCCAUCACCCACUUUUCCGAAAUGGAGCAGAUGCUUUGCGACUCAGUGUCAAAAUUUGCCAACGAGGUGAUAGCACCAAAAGUCAGGGAAAUGGACGAGAAGGAAAUGAUGGACCCGCAGAUUAUCGAGCAAUGUUUUGAGCAAGGGUUGAUGGGCUUCGAGAUACCAGAAGAAUACGGUGGUUCUGGCAUGAACUUUACUGCCGCCAUAGUUGGCAUCGAAGAACUGGCUCGUGUUGAUCCUUCAGUUUCCGUCAUGGUUGACGUGCACAACACCCUCGUCGUAACCGCGAUCCUUAAAUAUGGCACUGAGGAGUCGAAGCGGAAGUGGCUACCUAAACUCGCCACCAAUACCGUCGGCUCCUUCUGCUUGUCCGAACCCGUCAGUGGCUCGGACGCCUUCGCACUCAAGACCAAGGCUGUCAAAACAGACGAUGGCUACAGAAUAUCUGGGAGCAAGAUGUGGAUUACGAACAGCUUGGAAGCAGAUUUCUUCAUUGUCUUUGCAAACCUGAAUCCGGAGAAGGGCUAUAAAGGUAUCACGGCCUUCGUGCUAGACAAAUCGAUGAAGGGUCUUUCGAUCUCGAAGAAGGAGAAGAAGCUUGGAAUUAGAGCAAGCUCGACUUGUGUCGUCACCUUCGACGAUGUUGAUAUACCAAAGGGCAACCUGCUAGGUAAAGAAGGGGAAGGCUACAAAUAUGCUAUCGGUCUGCUCAAUGAAGGUCGAAUUGGUAUUGCGGCACAGAUGACUGGUCUUGCUUUGGGUGCUUGGGAGAAUGCUGCCAAAUACGUAUGGAACGACCGAAGACAGUUUGGCCAGUUGGUUGGUGAGUUCCAGGGCAUGCAGCACCAGCUCGCGCAAGGCUGGACCGAAAUCCAAGCUGCUCGAUCAUUGGUCUACAACGCGGCACGAAAGAAGGAGGCUGGUGAGGACUUUGUCACCGAUGCUGCUAUGGCCAAGCUGUAUGCCUCGCAGGUCGCCGGCAGAGUAUCAGGACUUGCUGUCGAGUGGAUGGGUGGUAUGGGUUUCGUAAGAGAUGGUAUUGCAGAAAAGAUGUUCCGAGACAGCAAGAUUGGAGCCAUCUACGAGGGAACCAGCAAUAUUCAACUUACGACUAUUGCGAAGGCCUUGCAAAAGAAAUACACUACAUAA
Messenger RNA from Lithohypha guttulata, 1362 nucleotides. RefSeq lists its product as uncharacterized. Lineage: Eukaryota; Fungi; Ascomycota; Eurotiomycetes; Chaetothyriales; Trichomeriaceae. Gene Ontology annotation, molecular function: acyl-CoA dehydrogenase activity; flavin adenine dinucleotide binding. The coding region runs from base 1 to 1362 and encodes 453 amino acids. The record is from RefSeq and is a predicted model, not a curated record. The transcript is spliced from 2 exons. Gene Ontology annotation, cellular component: mitochondrion.